AUGAACAUUUAUGUCUGCGCGUCUCUUCUGGUGCUGUGCUCGAUAUCGUCGUGUGUCGCUGCGCGCGAUGAGGAGUCUACGUAUCUGCACAGAUCGCCCAGAAGCGCAGACACUCCCGCUCCCGUAGACUGCAGGCUCGGUCCAUGGUCUGAUUGGACUCAGUGCUUUCCAUGCCAAGGUAGCAAACAGCGGUACCGGAACCUGGCUCAGCCCGCCAAAUAUGGAGGGAGAAUCUGUGUCGGCACUCUCUGGGAAUCGAUCAUCUGCCAGUCCUCGCAGAAAUGCGUUCCGGAGAACAAAUGCGGCAAAGACUUCCAGUGUGAAGAGACCGGUCGGUGUAUAAAGAGAGAACUUGUGUGCAAUGGUGAGAACGAAUGUCGGGACCUGUCUGAUGAAAAGGACUGCGAGGAGUCGGAGAGCAACAACCUCUGCAAACAACUUUACCCGAUCCCUGGUGCGGAACGAGCCGUCAGAGGGUUCAACAUCUUGACCCAAGAGGAUGCCCUGAUGGUUCUGGAUCCCACUUAUUUCGGUGGCCAGUGUGAAUACGUCUAUAACGGAGACUGGAGGGAGCAGAGAUAUGACCCGACCUGCGAGCAGAUGUACUAUGGCGAUGAUGAGAAAUAUUUCCGAAAACCCUACAACUUCCAGGUGUACCAGUUCCUGACCCGAGCCGACACUGACAUGUCCUUUGAACUCUAUGAAGAUUCUAAAGACCUCUUGAACGCCAUUAGGAGAGAGAGUUCGUCUGGCGGUGGGGCCAGCAUCAACAUACGUCCGGCUGGGUCUCCUGUUGGUGUUGGUGUUGGUUUCAAUGUGGGGAGUAAAUCUGACUUCAUGAAAAAUAUAUCGAGUUACACAGGAAAGAAUCUGCAGUUUGCACGACUGGUCACAAAAGUGGAGACGGCCCGGUUCCGGAUGAGGAGAAAUUCGCUGGUGCUGGAUGAGGACAUGCUGGUGGCCUUAAUGGAGCUUCCCGACACCUACAACUACGGGCCGUACGCCAGAUUCAUAAAUGACUACGGCACACAUUUUGUCACCGCUGGGACUGUGGGUGGCAUACUGGAGAAUGUCCUUGUUUUCGAUACGGAAGUAAUGAAGAAAAAAGAUAUAACCUACAGUAUGGUUGAGAACUGUAUUGGUAGUCACGUGGGGAUCACCUCGACUAUCCCUGAUUCAGGCGUUGAACUAGGUCUGACUCUAAAGGGAAAGACAUGCAAAAAAUUGGAAGCGGAGACACAAAACGACGGCUCAAGUGAAAGUUCCAUAAAAGAUGUCAUCACAUUUGUAAAAGGAGGCGACACGGGAUCAGCUGGGGGGUUAUCGAAUAUAUUUGAUGGGACCACGUAUCGUUUCUGGGGCCAAUCCUUAAAAUACAGCCCUACCGUCAUCGAGUAUGAGCUGCUGCCCAUACAUGAAGGCCUGAAAAUGACGGAUCUUUCGGGCAUCGAGGCAAAGAGGCAGAAUCUGAAGAAAGCCUAUGACGAGUUCCUGAGCGAGUUCAAUUCCUGCCGCUGCGGCCCUUGCGAGAACAACGGGGAGCCCAUUCUGGAUAACAACCAAUGCUCCUGUCACUGCCCUGCAGGCUAUGAAGGCCCAGCUUGUGAGCGCACUCAGCGUCCAGGCACCAAAGCCAAUGGCAACUGGGGGUGCUGGUCGUCCUGGUCCAGCUGCCAAUCUGGAACUCGUCAGAGAUCAAGGACAUGCAAUAAUCCACCACCUAAAAAUGGCGGCGCCUGGUGUGUUGGGAAGAGCGUGCAAAGCCAGUCUUGUUAA
Messenger RNA from Nanorana parkeri, 1776 nucleotides. RefSeq names its product complement C8 alpha chain (gene C8A). The coding region runs from base 1 to 1776 and encodes 591 amino acids. The record is from RefSeq and is a predicted model, not a curated record. Gene Ontology annotation, cellular component: membrane attack complex. Gene Ontology annotation, biological process: immune response. NCBI's taxonomy places the organism in Eukaryota, Metazoa, Chordata, Amphibia, Anura, Dicroglossidae. Gene Ontology annotation, molecular function: protein binding. The transcript has 11 exons.